AUGCGGACUGGCGAAUGUACCAUCACACUGCAGGAUGUCGAGGUGUUAUAUGGCAUUCCCGUGGAUGGCCAACCAUUGGUGCAGAGUAAUGUUAAAAAUAUAACUAAAUCAGCGUGGCGGGAAUUGAUGUACGACCUUACUGGUUGGUUGCCCGGAGAAGAAGCAAUUAUAGGUAAUAGCUUGUUGGUAAUAACACAAUUAUCUAAUCAUUUGGAAACCUUGAUUGCCGGGAAUGAUAUUAUUGAUGAACACACUGAUGAGGCUGAGGUACAAAAGAGGGUCAGGUUGUACCUGCUUUGGUUGAUUGGUGGCUGUAUAUUCCCUGAUAAUUCUGGUUCAAGGCUUAGUUUACACUUUUUGCUUGACAUAGCAGACCUUGAUACAAUAGGCGGUAAAGCUUGGGAGCGUGCAUUAUCAUACUUGUACGAUUGUCUAUGCCGUGCUUCGAUGUCUAAUAGCCGUGAUGUUUGUGGAUUUAUUGCUUUGUUACUGAGUACGUGA
Messenger RNA from Lycium ferocissimum, 501 nucleotides. RefSeq names its product protein MAIN-LIKE 2-like. The record is from RefSeq and is a predicted model, not a curated record. NCBI's taxonomy places the organism in Eukaryota, Viridiplantae, Streptophyta, Magnoliopsida, Solanales, Solanaceae. The transcript has a single exon. The coding region runs from base 1 to 501 and encodes 166 amino acids.